CUACAGGCAACCGAUGGAUCCAAAUCAGCUGAGUGGAAGCUUGGAUCAACUACACGUUGAUCCCGUUGUGCCUAACAGAAAGCGCCGGCCCGCUAGGGCACACCACCAAUUGACGCCUGGCAGUAAUGUGGGCCACGGCCAGAGUAUCAACAACAGUAAUAACAACAACGUGGGCGGGUUCAACAGCGGUGUCAGCGUCCCAAUGGGUAGCUCACUGAGUGGUGCUAGUAUGAAUCUCGGCCAAGCAAACUAUUCUGCUCAAUUCCAACAGCAGCAGCCUGUUCCACAACAAGGUGUGUUGCCUAGUGAAGAAGGAGAUAUACUGUCUGUGCCUUUGAAACGGUAUCGGGCUGCACAGGAAUAUUCAAACGUCUCUUUCAAGUCGUUCGAAAAUGCUCUUCCUCCACCUUCAACGACACAGGUCCACUGUAUCGAUCAAGGAACUGCAACACCGAAGUUUGCAAGGCUUACUAUGUACAAUGUUCCGACGACGGAAUCCCUCCGCAACUCCACAAGGCUGCCGUUGGGAAUGACGGUUCGUCCAUUUGCACCUGUGGAUGCCAAUGAAGAGACGAUACCAGAAGUUGACAUGCUAUCGCUUGGUGGACCCCUAAGAUGUCGUCGUUGCAGAACUUACUUGAAUCCUCAUAUGAAGUUUACCCAUGAACAACAGUUCAUCUGUAACAUCUGUAAGGUCUCAAACCCGGUGCCUGUCGAUUAUCAAGUCCCUAUUGAUAUCAGUGGGAAAAGACUAGAUUAUUUACAGAGACCUGAGCUUUGUAAGGGCGUUGUUGAUUUCUUGGUGCCAAAUAGUUACAGGGUUGACGAGAAUGAAGAACCAGGUCCUAUGCAUUUCGUCUUCUUGAUUGACGUAACAGCCUCACAGGAUGUUGUCAGAACUACAACAGAUGCAAUCAGAAGUAUCAUCAAUGAGCUGUCAUAUCCUGCAAAGGUUUCAAUCAUCGCGUAUGAUCAGAAGAUUUACUGCUUUGACCUCAGUGAUGAAAGAUGCCAGGUUGUCAUUGUUUCCGAUCUGAAGGAUAUAUUCGUUCCCUUCUACGAUGGAUUGUUUGUUGACGUCAAUACACAAGGACAGUCCAUUUAUGAUGCGCUGAAUCGAAUCGAUGAUAUGUUUGUUGAGUUCAAGAUGCCAGAAGCUGCAUUUGGAUCUGCUUUGAAAUUUGCCCAAGAAGCACUAUUCCAAGUUGGUGGAGGUAAAAUCUGUGCCACGUUAUCCAAGUUGCCAACCUGGGGAGAAGGCAUCUUAGCUUGGGGUGAAAACAAACCAUUGAGCUGUGAGACCUUCAAAUGUGCUAAUAACUAUUAUCAAAAACUUGCUGAUUCUUGCCUUUCAUCCUAUGUGGGUCUUGAUAUGUUCGUGUUCAGUUCGGGUUCUGUUGAUCUCAUCAAUUCUGCAAACGUUACACUUCGUACUUCUGGAACCUUGAAGUUGUAUCCAAACUUUGUCGCCGAAAGAGAUGAGAUUGAAUUCACUGAGGACUUGAAGUCGUCUGUAUUGAGAACGCAAGGUUAUCAAGGACAAUUGAAAGUACGUUGCUCAGAUGGGCUACAAGUGUCGAACUACUAUGGAAAUGUGGAUACGGCAUUUUCUCGUGAACCUGUGGUUCCAGUGUUGAGUUCUGACUGGCAAUUCUCAGUUCUGUUCUCCUAUGAUGGAAAACUCAGCUCUGCGGACGACGCUCAUUUCCAAUCCGCCGUAUUGUACACUGGUGUUGACGGUGUACGUCGUGUCAGAGUUGUUAAUAUGUGUGCAGCUGUCACUGAGGAUAUUAGAACUGUGUUUGCCUUUGCAGAUCAGGAUGCUGUUACUGAUAUCAUUGUGAAGAAUUGCCUCCACUACUUUUCAAAGCAAAAUCCAAUUGAGAUUAAGAAUUCCACGAAGACUAAACUCGUUGAUAUCUUUUCCCAAUAUAGGGCACUGGCUGCUAGUUCAAACUUGUUACCAACUCAGUUAGUAUUCCCCGAGGGGCUUAAUACGCUGUGUGCCUUCAUCAACUCUUUCCAGAAGAGCCGUGUCUUUAAAUCAUCAAUCAGUAACAACUUGUGUGUCUACGAUUUCUUCCAGUUGAACUCUUUACCUUUGGAAAAGUUGAUGUGGAAAUUAUAUCCUGUCGUCAUUGAUCUUCUGACGUUGGACCUUGAGGAUUCGGAUAGCUUGAAACUUCCUGAGAAUUCUCGUGCAUCCUCUGAAUCUUUGAAAUACGGUGGUGCAUGUUUAAUCUUCAACGGAGUGAAGCUUCUUCUUUGGUUACACAGUGCUGUAAAUCCGCUCUUGCUUGAUGCACUAUUUGGCGUUGGUUCACUUGACUUGGUGGAUCCCCUUCUGACAAUAUUACCUGAGCUUGAUACUGAUAUUUCACUCAAGGUUCGUUCCAUUGUUGACUACUGGAGAGAAGUCCUUAAACAAGAAACUAUAGCAGUACACAUUUGUCGACAAGGUAUUGAUGGUAACGAAUUCGAAGUGAGGGAACUACUUGUUGAAGACCGGGCACUUGACAAAACAGAAUCGUAUCUUGAAUUUGUUGGUGAUGUUCAUAAGCGAAUCAAAAGCAAGAUCCAAAAUGAAAACAUCAGACAGGACGCUGAAUAUGAUGAUUCAACGCUAAGUCAAAGGUUCAUACAUUUUUAGAAAACACAUUACAAAAACAUACUAACUGCUUGUUUUGCCCCUCUCUUAACCUAAGAGACGUAGCGUCAGUUCCACUGUGGCAAACGUGCCUGCACUACAUGGAAUUGCUCUGAUGAGUGCUGGUGUUAUACCUCUCCAGAAGCCUUUAAAUCCACUGUCCUUCCAAACCACCUGGGCCACAUCUCGUGCAUUCCUGAAUUGAGCUUUUGAACCGAAUCCAUCGCUUUGUAAUUUGCUCUUGAUCACAUCCAGUGGGUAGGAUGCUAGCCAUAGGGCAUCGCCUGCAAGAGCACCAUAGAGUAAGAGCUCUGGCGUUGAGAGGUCCUUCCGUUCAAUUCCUGAACUAUGCAGUGCUCGUUGGACGAGGAACUCAUAG
This is a messenger RNA of Williopsis jadinii, 3026 nucleotides long. RefSeq names its product Sfb3p (gene SFB3). Gene Ontology annotation, cellular component: endoplasmic reticulum exit site; COPII vesicle coat. Gene Ontology annotation, biological process: COPII-coated vesicle cargo loading; endoplasmic reticulum to Golgi vesicle-mediated transport; intracellular protein transport. Gene Ontology annotation, molecular function: zinc ion binding; SNARE binding. The record is from RefSeq and is a predicted model, not a curated record. Lineage: Eukaryota; Fungi; Ascomycota; Saccharomycetes; Phaffomycetales; Wickerhamomycetaceae. The transcript has a single exon. The coding region runs from base 14 to 2650 and encodes 878 amino acids.